Messenger RNA from Camellia sinensis, 412 nucleotides. The record is from RefSeq and is a predicted model, not a curated record. NCBI's taxonomy places the organism in Eukaryota, Viridiplantae, Streptophyta, Magnoliopsida, Ericales, Theaceae.
UUUUUGGUGGUUGCUUUAGAUGAUUGAUGAUCAGGACCUCGGUUUCUUUGCCAAUUUUCUUGGCAUCUUUAUUUUUGCACUGGUGAUCGCAUAUCACUACGUCAUGGCUGAUCCAAAAUAUGAAGGCAACUGAGGGUUUCUUUAUUGUCUGCAGCAGAUGGAUGUCAUGCCAGCUUUUAGUUUUGCAGGAAGAUAUAUUUUGAGGUAGCUAAAUUCUGUGUUUGCAACAAUGAAGUGUAUCUGGCCUCUUUUAUUAAAUAGACUUAAUUGAAGGCUUUCACUAAAUAUUCUUCUUACUUGUAAUUUACAUACAACUCUCUCUAAGAUGGUGGUGGUGGUGGCUGUUUUGGUCGGGACAUAGCUGUCCUGUUACAAACCAUCUCCAAAAUGAUCCUAGGUUACACAUUUCAAA